AUGGUAUUAGGACAUCAAAGCUUGUUGUCAAACAUGUCGGGAAGUCCACCUGGAUUACAACCAGCUCUUCAACUUGCGGCUGUCGCAGCCCAUUUGGCUCCAAGAUCUCGACCAUGGGCACCUUUCUUGCAAUUUGGCAUGCCAAUGUUUGCUCCAUUUCUAACGCGUCCACAUUUUGGCGGCCCACCUCAACACAAUCUUCUUAAUAUCAGUAAUAUGAGUAAUGGUGCAAGUAACAGUUCACAUUCAUCAAGCAUAUCUUCGCAACGAAAUUUACAAAGUCCACCAAGUGAAGACUCGAAUGAUGAAAGAGGUAAGAACACCGUCGGAUGA
Molecule: messenger RNA, 333 nt
Organism: Clunio marinus
Lineage: Eukaryota; Metazoa; Arthropoda; Insecta; Diptera; Chironomidae
Source: the annotation of a GenBank genome assembly